This is a messenger RNA of Lampris incognitus (smalleye Pacific opah), 2085 nucleotides long. RefSeq names its product chloride channel protein 1-like. Gene Ontology annotation, cellular component: membrane. The record is from RefSeq and is a predicted model, not a curated record. Gene Ontology annotation, biological process: chloride transport; transmembrane transport. NCBI's taxonomy places the organism in Eukaryota, Metazoa, Chordata, Actinopteri, Lampriformes, Lampridae. Gene Ontology annotation, molecular function: voltage-gated chloride channel activity.
AUGGCUUGCCAUGGCGACGGUUGUAGAAGCCAAGGAAAGCCUGGCAUGGACUUCACCAUCACGGCUCUGUUCAAAACCAACUUCCGGAUGGACUUCCCCUUUGACCUGCAGGAGCUCCCAGCGUUUGCAAUAAUUGGGAUCUCAUGUGGCUUCCUGGGUGCAUUCUUUGUCUACCUGAACAGACAAGUGGUUCUCUUCAUGAGGAGACCGACUGCACUCACACGCUUCCUGACCAAACAUCGGUUGAUCUAUCCAGGUGCGGUGACGUUGAUCAUCGCGACCCUCAUUCCCCCUGGCUUUGGACAGUUCAUGGCAGGAGAGCUGAUGCCAAGGGAAUGCAUCAACUCUCUGUUCGAUAACUUCACCUGGACCAAAAUCUCAGGAUCUCCCGCCCCCCCUGGCCUGGGUCGCUCCUUUGCGUGGCUUCAUCCCCAGGUCAGCGUCUUUGUCAUCCUCCUCCUGUUCUUCGUCAUGAAGUUCUGGAUGUCGGCAGUUUCCACCACGAUGCCCAUCCCCUCCGGUGCCUUUAUGCCAGUCUUCAUAUUAGGAGCUGCUUUUGGUCGGCUAGUCGGGGAGAUUAUGGCCACUCUUUUCCCAAAUGGGAUUCUGUUCGAUGGGAUAGUCUACCGCAUACUGCCAGGAGGCUACGCUGUCAUCGGUGCGGCAGCAAUGACAGGGGCAGUUACCCACACCGUUUCCACCGCAGUAAUCUGCUUUGAGCUGACGGGUCAGAUCUCCCACAUCCUCCCCAUGAUGGUGGCGGUCAUCCUAGCCAACAUGGUGGCCCAAGGCCUGCAGCCUUCCCUCUACGAUUCCAUCAUCCAGGUGAAGAAGCUGCCCUACCUGCCCGAGUUGGCCCUUGGACACAUCAGCAAGUACAACAUCUUCGUGGAGGACAUCAUGGUGCGCAAGGUGAAAUUUCUGUCAUCUCACGCCACCUAUCGGGAACUGAACCACCUGCUAGAGAACACCACCCUCAAAACUAUCCCGUUGGUUGACUCCAAAGAAUCCAUGAUUCUGUUGGGCUCCAUUGAGAGAACAGAGCUGCAAGCUUUCUCUGAUUGGUGGCUCUCACCUGAGAGGCGGGUCUUUGAAAAAGGUCAGAGUUCGCCAGGCCAGGGCACCAAGGUCAGCUGGGAGUCCUUCACCUUUGUGGAUGAGGAGGGAGGAGAGGAGAGCACGGACAAGACCACUGCGGUGCAGGAUGAAUGUAAUGGUCCUUUCCCAUCCCCCAAACCACAGGAGCUCUCCACCAAUCACACAAGUUCAGACAAACGCAAGCUGCCAUCCGUGAGAAGGACUCUCCAGAGACUCUUCUCCUCAUCCUCUUCAUCAGGCCAGGCUGAAACUCGGGAGGCCACCCCUCCUCCAUUAACCGAUACCAUGUCCCCGGAGGAGAUCAAAGCCUGGGAAGAGGUGGAGCUGGAUAAACCGAUCGAUAUGGAGCAGAUUCACAUAGACCCCUCCCCCUUUCAGCUGGUUGAGAGAACUUCCUUACACAAGACCCACACUCUGUUCUCCUUGCUGGGCCUCAGUCAUGCCUACGUCACCAGCAUAGGAAAGUUAGUGGGUGUCGUGGCACUGAAAGAGCUGCAGAAGGCCAUAGAGGGCUCCACGCGUAGUGGAGUGAGGCUACGUCCGCCUCUGGCCAGUUUCAGAGAUGCCAGCAGGAAAGCCAAGAAGCAUCAGCCUCCGCCAUCCACCCCCUCCUCCCCCACUCGUGACAGGGAUCUGUGGGGGGAGGGGAGCAGAAGGGAGGGGGAGCUGGCAAGGAGGGAGUCAAAGGAGGAUUCUAGAGGAAAGGAGGCCUCCUCCUCCUCUUCCCCCUCCUCCUCCUCCUCCUCCUCCUCCAAAGGGGGUCACGGGUACAACUGUGGUCCCUCUUGUCCUAGCAGCGUGAGGAGCAUCAGUGUCGACAACACCACUGGAGGAGCAGAAGGCCCGUCACAGGACACUAUGCCUCCCUCCCCCUCCCCCUCCUCACCUCACACCUCCCCUGUCUUACCCUCCACAUCCGCACCUGUCCUCACACUUUCUUCCCUCCAGGAGGAAAGAGAGAGUGAGGAGUCAGAUGAGCCGAUUUAA